This is a messenger RNA of Rhipicephalus sanguineus (brown dog tick), 16381 nucleotides long. RefSeq names its product rap1 GTPase-GDP dissociation stimulator 1-like (gene vimar). Gene Ontology annotation, biological process: positive regulation of GTPase activity. The record is from RefSeq and is a predicted model, not a curated record. Gene Ontology annotation, molecular function: guanyl-nucleotide exchange factor activity; protein binding. Lineage: Eukaryota; Metazoa; Arthropoda; Arachnida; Ixodida; Ixodidae. Gene Ontology annotation, cellular component: cytosol.
AUGACAGAGCCUCUGAGAAAACAGUUCACAGACGCAGCAGUUGUGGAUCCUCUCCUGGGACUUGUAUCUCAUAAGAACAUGCAGUCGGUGCUCCAAGCUUGCCGGGCUCUUGGAAACAUCUGUUAUGAUAAUGAUGAUGGCAGGGACCUUGUUCGAGCUAAACAAGGUGUAGAGCAGCUGCUGCAGCUUCUUCAAAAUGUUCUUGAAGUUGACUCUGCACCAAAAGAUCUGCAUACUGUUGUUUCAGGAUGCCUCCUAAACUUGACAGAUAUGCAAGAAAUACAAGAGGAUGCUCUCCGUUUGGGUGUCAUUGAUAUCUUGCUCAAGUACCUCCAAAAGUAUUCGGAUGUUGAAGAUGUCGUCAUGCACUGCGUCUUGGUGCUCAACGGCAUUGCAGAUUCAGACGAUGGCCGUAAACGGCUUACCGAAAAACAUACACUGUCCCUUCUGCUUAGUAAUCUCGACAAAGUUUUCUCAGAAGAAGUGACGGAAGUUUUGCUCGAGUUGUUUGGAAAUCUUGCUGAAAGUGAUGAAGUAAAAGAAGACCUUGUGGAACUGGGCUUUUGUGAGAAGCUCAUUGAAGUGUUGAAGCGAUUUCAGCCUGGGCCUGAAACUCCUUCAUCAGAAGAGAAACAGAGCGUGAUAAAGACCAUCUGUGACCUUACAGUCCUUGUCUUAACUGGAGAUGCUAGCAUGCGGCAUGUCUACCAAAAUGGUAGUGGGCCCAUCUACAAAGCCACCAUGGCAUGGCUCCAGGCAGAUGAUGACAACCUUCGUGUGGCUGGAGCCCUUUCAGCAGGCAACUUUGCCCGCAAAGAUGAUCACUGCAUUCAGAUGGUCAGAGAUGGUGUUGCUAAACGUCUGCUGGACCUCCUUACGGAGCACACAGGAACAGAUGGAGACAUCAGACUGCAGCAUGCCUUACUGGCAGCAUUACGGAACCUUGCCAUUCCAUUGGACAACAAGCCUCUGCUCGCAGAACUUGGCGCUGUUGACAAGUUGCUGUCAAUGCUGGCUGUGGAGACAUUCCCUGUUGUCUUCAAGCUUCUUGGCACAUUACGCAUGCUAGUUGACAAGCAAGAAGCUGUUGCUACAAAGUUAGGCAUGAAUGAACAGCUGGUGAAGCAUCUUGUGACAUGGUGCAGCAUUGAAGACCACCCAGGUGUCAAAGGUGAAUCUGUACGGCUGCUUGCCUGGAUAGCAAAAAACAGUGCAUCACCCGAAGCCAAGGCAGUACUGUGCCGUCUGGGUGCAUUGCCUCACUGGGUGUCCAUGCUUUCCUCUGAGCACAGUCUCAUGCAGGCGGAAGGGCUUUUGGCUCUCACGCUUUCCCUUACGUCACCACCAUCCAGUACCACACUUGAAGAGUUGAAGAAAACUGAUGUUCUUCCUCUGCUGCGAUCAUUGCUCGAAUCGCCAGAAAUAUCAGCCGAAGCUCUGCAGAACGCAGUUGCUUUCACUACUGCACUAGCCAGCCUUGAUGACUGCGUUCUUUAUCGUCGCAUCGCACACCGAACUGACCAUGAUAUCAUUCAAAACGACUUACAUCAAACCGAAUCCUGGUGUUCCAUAUCAUUAAUGAAAGUCAAUACCUCGAAAUGCAAAGUUAUGCAGAUGUCCCGUAAGUGCUCCAACAGUAAUUACAUGUACUCCAUAAACUCGAUAGCUUUGUCCUUCGUUGAAUCAUAUCAUUGUCUUGGUGUCACAAUAAACAAAAAGUUGACAUGGUCUGAUCACAUCACAAAAUUAGCAGCCGAUACUACUAAAUAACUUGGUUACAUCAGACGUUCCCUUUCCUUGUGUCCCUCCUUCACGCAAAAACUUCCUUAUGAAACAUUUAUAUGAAGUAAGCUUGAAUAUGCUCAGUUAUUUGGAGCCCUCAUCAAGCAUACCUCAUUAACGCUUUAGAAUCUAUUCAGCACCGUGCACCAGAUUCAUCUCUUCUAGGUACAUACGGCCGCAAUGAAAGCAUCAGUGCCAUAAAGUCAUCCUUGGGACUCGAGGCAUUGUCGUUCCGUUGGAGGAUUGCAAGGCUGUGCUUGUUUCAUCGGAUUUACUAUAACUUCCAAUAACUUCACGGUAAACUCCUUAACCCGCCAAGCCGUACAUCCCGUCGCCUUAUUAACUCUUGCAGCAUCCAGCGGUUGCACAGUUCUACGUCUUCUUUUAAUCAAUCUUUUUUGCCAAUAGCCAUUACGGAAUGGAACAUUUUGCCAGACAGUGUUGUCAUUGAGCGUAACCCUAUUGUAUUUAAGCAGUUGCUCACUGAUCAGCUCACGCUGUAAAAUUUCAUUUACACUGUUCUUUUUUUUUCUUUCCGCCUUUUUUAUGCCUCAUUCAAAUUGUACCUUUUUGUUGUGCUUCUAAACAAGUUUGCUUUUCUCUGAGGUAUACGUUUCAGUAUUGUGAUCCAAUAUGUUUCAUUUUCACUCCCUAUAUAACCCCCCCCCCCUUAUGUAAUACCUCGAGAGAGGCCUUUAAGGGAAAAAUAAAUGAUGAUGAAUGAUGAUGAUGACCUACAGCCUCGGCUAGAGUUACAGGAUUUGAAUCUGCCUCGGCCAUAUCAUCUUCCUCGUCACGCUCUUCUUCUUUGGGACGAAUUCAGCAAACAAUUUCCAGGUGUGAUAGUUCAAUGCAGGUGGGACAGCUUACUGUCACACUGCACAUAGUCGUGAAACAUGUGCUGGUGUAGCCAGUGCACUCUGCAUCAGCUACGCCAGCGCUGCAGAGUGUGAAACUUCGUUGAACUGAUUUUAAAAAAUGAGCCCGAGUCCACUGAUAGUGUUUUCACCUGAAAUAUUUGCUAUUCAGAAAUUCAUUUAGCCGAACUAUUUUUGCAUAGAAUGCAUAGGAAAACUGUCAGCCAUUUUCUGAAAGUUGGUUAUUUUGAAAUAUUCGUUAAACCGAUGUUGUUAAACUGAGAGUUUACUGUAUCAUGUUUCGUUUCGUCUCACGCUGUGUGGUCCUGAACUUAUUCUCGAGUUUAUUAUCCUCCAAUUUUCUGCCUUCAAGACAAGACCACUUGUUGAAACGUUGGCUCCAGCAACACCCCUUGUUCAAGGAUUUUUCAGAAGUUUCUGCCCUGUAAGUUCGUACUGGCAAUAUGCAAUGGUUGUACACUUUCCAUUCCAGGGAUAAUGGUAAAUUGCUUUUCAUGAUUUAUGAAUAGCUGGUGUAAGCGCUCCAGCAUAUCAUUAUCCUUCAGUGAAUUCCCUUUUCAUGAGUAAGCUCCCCUUUUUAACACGAAAGUGUUUUAUGCUGGGGUCCACCACGGCUCCACUGACGCAUUUCCGUCACGGAUAUGACGUUGUAAAAUAUAAAGACUAACAUAUGACAAAGAAAAAACUAUAAGAAAAAGUUCCAUCACCGGGAGUCGAACUUACGACCUCUCAAUCGCCAGCGCGCAGCGCAAAACGACUCUGCUACAGACGGCAUGUUCUCUGCUUUGCUAACGGCGAGCUAUUUAUGUACACCAUUUGCCGGUGGUGGUACGCAGAGAUCGGCGGUGCAGCGUGUUUUCGUUAUCACUAGCGAGAUGGCGUGAAGGGUUCGAAGAGCGCGCUUUAAAAGUCGUGCCCCACGCGGAUUAGCGCGCGCCUCGACAGGGCGUGGUCGCUCAUGCGGGCGCUUAUCUCGUGAUCUCGGUGGUUUGUACGUCUUGCGCUCUGCCUGCAAGUUUCCGUUGAGAGCACGAAGGUUACCUCACUCACUGCAGCUGGCCGCUUUUGCGAAAGGAGCGCGGUGCUCACACAGAAAUAAGUUACAACUGUGACAGUUCGCGCUCAUCCUGUGUAUGUUCGUUCCGUGCGUCCUUUCUGCUUGAGCAGCGCAUUGCCAGUUUCGAGCGGCUUGCCGUUCUUCGCAUAACAUUACAAUUCGAUGCUGUAGCAUUCAUUCCUUCGCGCUUGGGGCGAAAAAAUGCACAACAAACGCUCAAGUACGUCUGUGAAGACAUGUUUCACUUUCGUGUUAUACCGAUUCCUAUGACAGAGGGAUCAGCCAUGUUUUUUUAUAACUGACCUAGGUACUAUACUGUAAUGGAGAGGAACGCUAGUGGAUCGAGAUCUCCAAAUGCUCGGCUCAGGAGCACCGCCCGUGCUUAGAGUUCAUGCCCUGCCCUGAUGGUUGUCUCUAGCACUGUUUAGCAGUAAAUGUCUUCACGAGACGUUUUUGGCCUGGAAACUACUUCUGCAUAACUUAGUGGUGCAGCUGCUGGAAGAUGUUGCUGGUGCAGGGGCACGACCUUGGUAAUUUCUUGUUCAAUGGCAUGGCAGAGGGUUGGCACAAAACUUGACUUGUGCUGUUGUACAGGCUGCGGCCAUCAAGAGAGUUAGUGUGCAGCUUCCUCACGGACAAACGCCUCCAUGUAUGCGAGCAACAUAGACAGGUCAAAAACAACAGACAAAAAAGUGAGACGUUUGUCACACGAUGAAGGGUGACGGGUCAGCGAUUGCUGCCUGUGUAGCUCUUCCUAGCUUUGGCACAGUGUUCUGCCACUGACUAAGGAUUCUUGGCAAACAGCAUGUUGAAGUCAUUGUCUUCUUUUCCUUUCAUUGUGUGCCUGAUUUGGUCUGACUCCGACAUUCGUCGCAUUGACUCUCUUACACAAGUCCAAAACAUCAUUAAUGUAGCUGGUGAAAGAUUCACCUGGCUGCUGUGCUCAUUGUUGCAACCAUAGGUUGUCAAACUCACUCAUGAGUUGACUCACUCAGACUUGCUCAGAUUCAGGUCGAGCUGUGAGUCUGAGUCUCACUAAGUCCGGGUGAGUAAUAUUUUGGUGAGUUUGAGUCCGAGUGAGUCCGGUUCGGAAAAAUUUCAGUGAGUCUGAGCUCGAGUGAUUCCGGCUGAGAAAAAUUUCGGCAAGUCUGAGUUUGAGUGAGCCCUAAGUGCAAAAUAUAUUUCAUGAGUGAAUCUGUGUGAGCUCCGCAUUUUUUUGCCGACCUAUGGUUCUAUCUAAACAACUUCAACAUUAAUAUCAGCCUUAUGUCGGCUCACGUUUACACUCCCGUCGACUCACACAUACUUCAAAGCGCUAGUGUUCAUACGCCAGCUCAAUAUUUAUUGAUCAGAGGCAUGAGUUACGUGGGAGGGGGGCAGGUGCCGUGACAUCCCCCCCCCCCCCCCGCAAUACCUUUCACAGGUAGUUCUUGAUAAAAAUAUCUCGUGUGAGUCAUCUGUUUCAAUGAAAAUGUCCUUACUGAAUUGCCACCACUGAUAACUCAUAUCUGAAGGUACGAGAUCAAAAGGCGCCAAGUAGAGCACCAAUUAUGCGAGAUAUUGGCGUUAACACCUUGGUUGAUAAAGCUUAUUAUACGCUAAUGGACUCUUGAGUCGACUCACUCAGACUCAGAUAGAGCCAUGAGUCGGAGUCUGAGUGAGUAAUAGUUUGGUGAGUCUGAGUCCGGCUGAGAAAAAUUUUAGUGAGUCUGAGUGUAAGUGAGCUCUAAGGGCAAAAUAUAUUUCAUGAGUGAGUCUGAGUGAGCUCCACAUUUUUUGCCGACCUAUGCUUGCAACCGAGGUUCUGCUUGCAGCUUAUGCAAGCACAGCUGCUAAAGAGGUGUUAAAGGUGGACCAUGUUGAAAAUCUGCCUCAUAGUUGUGCCAAAGGCUGGCCACAUCCGCGAGGUAGAACAGCUCGUGACUGAGUUUGGCGGGAUCGUCCCACUUGUUGUUCGCACUUACUCUCUCAUACAUUGGGAGCCAUUCCUCUGCGUCGCUGGCAUUCGUGCCACUGAAUAUAGCAGGAUCCCCGUGGCAAGGCAUGCCAGAGCACACGAUGGAUGGAGGAGGAGGAGUCUUCAGGCACGGUCGAUAGUACGGCACAUGGUUGUAGUGCCAGGAUGGGUGAUUUGAGGGAGCAGCAGACUCUACCACUUGUAAAGAUGUUUAUUGCUCGGCAGUGCUGGAACCAACCGUCAGGGCAGGGCAUGGACUCCUAGCACAAGUGGCGCUCUCUAGCCAAGCACUGGAGAUCACGACCCGCUAGCAUUCCUCUUCGUUGUAAUAUAUAUUGUUGCGAAUAUAUAUAUGUACCCAGCACCUCCACCAAAGUGUUGCAAAUAUAUUUGCAGGUUAUACACAGGAGAAAAUAGUCCAGUAGACAAUAUGGCACUUGGUCUUCAGAGCACCCCCACGUCAUCCUCCUCUUAUUCCCUACCUUCACCGUGAGCAUAUAUGAAACACCGCAGCGAUAUUCUUGUGCAGAUUUCUGGGUCCGGUUUCCCAUGGCAAACUCUCAUUCUUUUAUCAGGCCUCCUAACAUUAUCUUUGCCUUUUGCUCGUUUAUCCUCAACCCUUUCUUGGUUUAGGUCUUCAAUCAUUUUUGUAGUUCAUCGCCAUCAUUGCUGAAGAGCAUUAUGUUGUCUGCAAACUGUAAUUUACUGAGAUAUUUUCUUUUUAUUUUUAUUCCUAUUCUUCUUAACCUAGUCACUUGAAUACUUCUAAGCAUGCAGUGAACAAGAUGGGAGGGAUUGGAUAUCCUUGGCUGAUCCCUUUUUCGAUUGCAGUUUUUUUGCUUUCCUUGAGGACAAGCAGCUUGGCUGUAAAAUUUUUGUAUGUGUUGGCUAUAUAUAUGUCGAAUGCUCCCUUGGUGACGCAGUGCCUUCAAAACUGCUAGUGUCUCUGCUGAGUUUAAUGCCUUUUUGUAGUGUAUGAAAGCCGUAUAAAGGGGUUUGUUUACUCAGCAGACUUCUCAAUUACCUGACUGAUUGCAUGGCUAUGAUCCAUAGUAGAGUACCCUUUCCUGAAGCCAGCUUGUUCUCAAGGUUGAUUAAACUGAAGCAUUUCUCUUAUCAUAUUUCGAAGUCACCUUCGUGAAUAAUUUGUGUAAUUCUGAGAGUAAGCUGAUGGGUCUAUAAUUCAACUCUUUUACAUCUCCUUUCUUAUAUGUUAAUACUGUAUUAUGUUGGCAUUUUUCAAGCUCAGUGGUAUUUCUGAGGUCUUGAGACAUUCUGUUAAGAAUGUCAUAAUUUUCUUAAACAUAGAUUCCCCUCCAUCUGAUUAUAUGGACUGUUAUGCCACCUUCUCCAGCCGCUUUUCCACAGAACAUGUCUUGUAUGGCCUUUCUAACCUCAUGGAUAGCUACCCAUGGAACUUCAGUGUCCUCUUUAGCUUUGAUUUAACUAAAUAAGGUUGAGUGACUUGUCUGCAAGCUGUACAGUUAAAAAAAGAAGUCUUCUGGCAGUUUCACUAUGUCAUUGAACUUGCUGAUAACAUUGCCCCGUUCGUCUUUUAAUGGGUGCAUUUUUGUCCUUCCUGUGCAAAGUUCUUUUUAUCUGAUUUGAUGCUGCUGCCCUUUUUAACUGCUGCUUCUGCCUCUUUGACAUUAUAAUUUGGUAUGUUUUUGGUAUUCUGUUUGUUGAUCAGCUUUGAUAGCUCAACAAAGUCUAUUUUACCUCUUGUGGUAGUCAGCUUCAUCUGCUGUUUUUUUAUUAAGUCUUUUGUGGUUUCAGAGGCCUUGCUUACGUCUUGUGUUGGUGCUUUACCUCCAACUUCAAUUGCCGCCUCAGAAAUCAGUCUAGUUAUUACGGUUUCAUUCAUUCCCUCUGUGUCGUUUGUUUCUUCUUGUUCUGAGGCAUCGUAUUUGUCCUCAAGAACAAUUCUAACUUCCUCUGCUUUUACCCUGACAACAUCUAGGUUGGCCUGCUUUUUAGUAAUUAAUCUUGUUCUAGUUCUUUUCAAGUUGAGGGCAAUCUUUGCCCUCACAAGCCUGUGAUUGCUACACUUCACCUUGCCCACUACUUCCGUGUCCUGUACUAUGCCUGAGUCCCCGCACAUUAUGAAAUCUAUAUUAGAAAUCUACUUCAUUUUUCGUUUUGUUUCUCCAUGUGAAAUCCAACAUUUACUCCUGAAUACCGGCGUUACUAGGUUAUCCACAUUUUAAUUGCAGUGCAGGUUUGAGGUGCUUUGAUGACAUGCACACGCUACCAAAAAAUUGUUGGAGCAGGCGCAUAUUGUUAAUAGCAAACAACUGUGUUCUUCUCUAUUCCACCUAAAGUGGAUUUUAUGUAUAUAAGUGAUAGCUCUAGACAUACUGCAUUAUUCUAGAUUUGUGGCACAAAUAGCUGUAUCAUUGUUUCUCUCUUAGCUAUUGCAGACUGGAGUUUGAGCAGUUAGUCUUCAGAGCUUCGUGUGUGUGUGUGUGUUUUCACUAAUUUAAAGGUUGUCAACAGUGUGUAUGUCGCAGCACAGUUCCCGUGUUGCUGUAAGGUGGAAUAAGUCUGGAAGUGCCAGUGCCAUGUAGACCUUCAUUUGCUUGCAAACAAGGUGCCAUGGUGCCAUGGUGCCAGGUGUAUUGCUUAACCAUGUCAAACGAUGGAAUAUAUUUAGUGUAAUACGUAUCUGCAAUGAAACUACAUGAAAUCUUUUUUGAGUAACAUGCGUGGGAACAUGCUGUUGACUCGUAACCAUGCUUUAAAGUGAUUUUGUUUCAUUUGAAUGUUUACAUGACUUGUAGGUGUUGCCUUAUAUAUUUUAUCUAUUCUACUUAGUCUGCUUGUAAUAUUUUUUUUUUGUGAAGUUAUGUUGUAAGACACUUAAGAUGUGUAGAUUUGCGACUACUAUACACUGAAGGCCAAACUCUUUUGCUUUUGAUGAUGCUGCUAACUGAGGCUUUUCUUUUUUCUGUAUGCAUAUUUACACAAUUUUACCAGAAAUUUUAUUUAUUAUUGCUGUGCUCCUUGGUCUUGCUAUGUGGUCAGAAGAGUUGCCCCUAAAAAAUGUGUUAAAGCAAUUUUGGUGAUGUUUUCUUCUAGAUAGCGUAUUUUUGACUUGAAAGGUUUUGUUGCCUUUGUAGCCAUUCAAGCUUUUAUAAGUAUACUGUUUUGCAUAAGCAUUGUACAUGAUCGUUUACUGGAUGUAACAUUCCUUGUCAAUCAUUGUAUAUUUUUUAAACAAAAGCAUUGAAUGUUGAAGAUGACCAAUAAUUCUUGGUUUAGCCUUGCAAGGUUUUUUUGGGAAGGUUAUCAAGCAGUCGAGCUUGAGAAACCCUCAACAAUAUUGUAGGCAUUUUCUAUGCAAAGAUGUCAGUGUAUGAGCAGUUUCUCUCCCCUCCCCCUUUUUUUUAUCCCCUUAGGGUACAAAAGCAUCUCUUGAAUGUGCUCACCCAUGUUGGCUUACUAAGCAGCAAAUAAAAUGAACGCCUACUCAGAAAUACACAAGUCUUGUCAGACACCCAAACUUAUGGUAUUUAUCAGAUCAGAAUAACCACUAUUUUGAUUGAUUUCGGCUAUAAAUUUAGGAUUUCUUUUAUCUGCACUUGUCUUUCUUUUCUUCUCAUUGUUUUUGUGCAAAUUCAUGUGGCUGGAGGUUUUAAUUUGGGCCUGUACUUAUGACAAAAUCAUCUUCAUUGACUGUAUUUUUUGUUAAAGGGAAACAAGUUCUGCUAGUACAGUUCAGACUACUUUAAUAUAUUUGAAUGACACAUUCUUAAUGCGUCUCAGCACAGUGGUUGUCACCAGUAGCUUACCUAACCUGAACACUGUUGAGAUUAAUCUAGUUCAGGAGCACAGCAUGUAUGUAAGAAUAUGAAGCUUUUUGGCAGUUUCUCUGCCCUGUGCUAUCAUGUGAGAGUGCUCCCUCUUAAUGUGCAAUGUGUGCUGCCUCUUCUUUUGCACGCAUUGCAUUGCAAAAUUAUGUCUUGUGCACUUGUUACUGAUUGUGGCUGUUUGGUAUGUAUUAAGUGUGAUUCAUUAACCCACAGUUGUAGUUGUCCAAUCAAUUUCAGUCUAGCCUUCAUUGAACAGAUUUGUCCUUGAGAAUAAGUAUGUGGCCUCGGUUUUUGUAACAAAAAUUUCACAAUGGAUACUCCUAAGCCUGACUUCAUGAGCUUUUGUUUUACACUCUGUGACAUCACUUAAGUCUCAGUAGCUCUAUGCAGUAAUGCUGCAACCUCCUCGUGUGCAUAGAGCGUUUGCCAGUUUUUCCCAAGCAAUGCAAGCUUAUACUAUCUUAUUAACAGUUUCAAGUAUGAGUUCUUAUUUACUGGUUUCUGUGGGCAUGCACAGUAACUAACUGAGCUUGGCCAUCUGCACACUACCGCCCAGGCUUCGUGACCAUAGAAUGCGGCUUAAUCAGGUUAAACCACAGUUGCUGAUGCCUUUUGUGACCGCACUGUCGCCCCAUUUCUUACUUCAGGCAAGCAUCGCAUUAACAGUGCACCUCAAGAUUACAGCAAAAAUAAAGGAAUAAACAAACAAAACAAAAGUUAGCAUCCUGCACAGACAUAUUAUAUCAGCACACAUACAUCCCCUCUUAAAAAGGUUUUAGUGCCAAAGCAUCCAUGACCAGAACAGACAAAUAUUGCAUUGGCAAUGUACUUUGCAGUAGUUAACAGUGGUGCUCUGUGUAUGAAAGAGUUUUAAUGUUGUGCUUGUUUUUUACAUUUCUUAGUGACUAUUUCUAAAAAGCCAUUUCAUUCUCUUUUCUUUUUUGUUUUCCUUUCUUCACUCCAUACACUUUUGUUGUGCUUACAAAAGGUUUAUACUAAUAAUUGUUCCUUUACUACCUCCUCUUUAUUCUUGGGUGUCAUGUCUUAAGUACAUUUCAGUUACGUAGUUGUCCUGGGACUUUUUGCUGUUGGCACUAAAAAGAGUGUGUAAAAGAAAGAUUAGCUAUUUGUCAUCAGGUUGCCAAGAUGCAAAAUAAUCAUUGUAUGCUGUGACAAAAUUCAGAGGGUGCUGUUUUAACCCAUAAGUUAACCACUUUGAAAAUCAUUAUGGACACCCCGUGCCAGCAUGCAGCAGACCUCUGAGUCAGAGGGAAUGGAAGAACCAGCAGUAGUUACAUGCAAAAGUAAAAUCUGGUCAACUCCAGCAUUUUGUUAGAACAACAUAAGCAUGUCCCUCAAACCUUUUAGCACUACAGUGUGUCGCGAUAGUAAUGUGUGUUGUCUUGUUAAAGGGACACUAAAGGCAAAUAACAGUUUGUCAGAGUGAAAGCUCAAUAUGUGAGAACGUCUAAAACGUCAGUACUAUUAUCUAGGGAUGGGCGAAUAGUGAAUUUGAGGUUCGAAGCGAAUCCGAAGCGAAUAGUGAUUUGGUCGAAUAAUUUCGAAUCGAAUAGUUCGAACAGUAAUUACCGCAUAUUAUUAAGAAAAAUUAGCAUUUUUGUCAUGACCCUUGCACAAUAUUUUUAAGGAUCGGAACUAUGUAUGAGUGAAUCUUACUUUUUUGGUUUGAAAUGAAGUGGAAGCAGCCUUGAAUAGUAUCAAGAUUUGAAUAGCAGUAGGGUGCAAGUUAUAAGUGGACGUUACAACUUAAAAAUUACCAUGCUUAGCGCAUAUAAGCCCAUAUAACACGCUUUUAAACUUUAAAAAAAAUAUGUACAUUGAACCUUGAAGUGUGGCUUCGCGGCAGUGCAGAUUUCCCCUGGAUGGGUUGUUUCACGGCACAGCAACUAGACACUGCAGUGAAACCACCUUUACAGGGGGUUAUGUGCGGUCAAAUGUAUACAUAUAUUCGUUCAUUUCGAAUACUUCAAAAUUUCGAAUAAUCUAAAUUCGUAUCGAAGCGAAUUAGAAUACUGCAAUAUUCGUUUGAAUAUUCGAAAGGCCCGAAUGUUCGCCCGUCCCUACUAUUAUCAAUAGCAGUGAUCUACUAAUCGAGAAAUUAAGAUAAAUGUAGAGCACGAUGUGCACCAUGAGUGGCACAUUUUGGAAAUGAUUCCGAUGACGUCAAGAGUCCCGUGUCCAAGUAACCACUAGUAAUCAAGCUAGUUGCAAUAAAAAAAAAGAACCUUCCGUGCAUCACAAGAUACUUAGUAGCGUUUGCUGUCGGGCUAGUUGGUACAUGGCUGAAGUUGAAUUGAUGGCGCAAAUGCUUGGACAGAGUGUAUUACAUCACAAGAUGUAAUAAAAUGCUACUUUCUACUUGUUCGUUUAUGUUUGAUUCAUGGAAAAAAGAACAUCUUAACGUUACCAUGGGGAACGGCGCGAGUGGUUCAAAAGUUUCAUUUUCGCUGGGCUGCGCGUCUGAGUGGUAGUUUUGGUAUCGCGUACUGCUUCAUGUGCUUGGCUCUCGCUAUUUUCGCACUGUUGAUACUCUACUGCUGCCUGCUGGCCAAGCUAAGCUCCGUUACAGCGAACUAUACUGUUUCGGAGUGGCCCGUGGCUGCGUUUUGGCGAGGUUGAUGGCCGCUGUUGCACUAGAAACCGUAGCGUCGGCGGCGGGGCAGUAAAGGUGGGCAACGUUGGCCACGGCAACUGCUACGUCAGAAGGCCCGUUCAGGCGGGUGAUUUGAGGUGCACUAACACCGUGUGGACUGCUAAAACGUGGUUUUCUUUCAAAAUAAGCUGUCCCUUGGCACGAAACAAGCACUACGAGGUUUCUGGAAUGCUAUUUCAACAAUCAACAUCGACAUAAUAUUUGCCUUUAAUGUCCCUUUAAGUCAUUAACUUUAUGUUGAAAACUACUUAAAGGCUUGUGGCAGCAUACACUACUUCUAAACGAUGUCUGCACCUGUAAGCAUGAGUUUGUGCACCGCAAAACCGCAGUAUCAUUUACAGGGGCCCUGCAAUGUCCACAAAAAAAAACGCCCAGUACCGAUUACAUUACUGCAAAGGGCCAAUUUUCCGCACAAGAAGUUCCGCACAGACAACAGGCCAUGGUGUUACAGUGGUUGGAUGGGAGCAUGUAGCGUAGCUUACGCUCAUGUGCUGUCAAAAUUACUUUGUCCAGUCUGCAGAAAGUUGCUCAUUCGAUUGAAGAGAAUACACACACUGAAAAAAGAAAUGAUUCCAAAUAAGAUUUUCUAAACCUUGCACAUAAGGGCACUGAAAUUAUACAAGGUGUAAAGGCUAUCAUGCACUAAUUUUGAUUAAAAGCGAAGCUUUCUAUGCAGGUGAAGCCAGUAGAUUGUUGCUUAGUAUAUCCUUCUAAAAAAGCCUUCAGUGUAUUUUAUGUUUAUCCUGAUUAGUUGUAGUUUCUAAUGAGUAACUUACUAACUUAAAUUGUUUAUUGUUUUAAAAGGACCCCUUGUUUUAAAGGGUCCCCACAAUACUUUUCCAAGUAAUCAUCGAAUGACUUCUUUGCAGAAGUUUAUUGCCUCAUGAAUCAGCUGCCAUAAAAAUCUUUAUGAUUCCGUCAAGUACGAGCAGUACAGAGAUUUGUCACAUGCUUCAAGUGCUUUGUCUCUCCUUGUGUACCAGAGAGUACGCUGAAAGCUACGCAGGUGUGAUGACAAGGGCGCAAGAAGAUAUCUCUGUUCGUCAGUGUGUGUCAUGACCUUCAGCACUUUUUCUUCUUUUUCUUCGAAUAUGCGGCUUACUUUCAGUGCGAUCAUUAGCAUGCUGGUGUAAUUCUAUACUGUGCAUAAUUCUAGCACUAUAGAGUGCAGUGCAGGCACGUUGCGGCAUCCCACGGCGGCCAUAAUAACUAUGCAGCUCACGAUGCUCAAAUCAGUCAAUGGCCAUGAUCCUUGUGCUUAUGGCAUGGUCAUUUUGGCUUAUGGCAUCAUUUGUCGAGAAAAAAGUGAUCAAUUUUGAGCUGACAUUGAAAUUUAAUUGUAAAUUCCAUGCCGCGUUCUAUGCUGUAAUGUAUGGCUCACGUGUUAGCAGGAGCCUCGACUGCCGAAUGGCAGCAUUUUCUGACCAUGUUAAAAAAAAUGUUGCAGAGCCCCUUCAAUUGUUAUUUAUGGCAGAUAUGUCAACACAAGGCGUUAGAACUCAUUGGAAACCAUCAGUUUCAUCUCUUCAUGGCUUAGUAUAACUUGCAUGACUCUCUUUCCUGCAUUGCAAAUAAAAGCCUGUGAAAUAUUUAAAAAACUGGCCCAGCUGGCUUGUGUGCCACAGCAGGGGUACUGUAAGCAUUCUGUAAAGAAACUAAGUGCACCAUGCGUAACCCAACAGUUGCAUCUCUUUGACAGGACAUUUAUCUUGGCACAACUGCAUAAUUCAUGCUAGUGCCAAGCUGUCAAAAAUUUCAAUGGACUAUCAGUUUGCAAUGCAAUGGUAACACAAACAAGCAUAAAUGUAACAGCAACCUUAACAAAAGGCAGCAUAUGAUAUUUAGCGUUAUUGAUUCCUUACUCUAGCAGAAUGUUGGCUCGUUGUUUGGAAGUAGUACUGCUGUAGCAUUUCGGGGGAUACCUUUCAAAAUUUCACACAGCUUGCAACGGAUGAAUCAGCUUCUACGAGCGAUAGUGUUUUUCGUGCAUUGCCAAGCAUGCCAUCCUAGUUCAGUGCCACAAAUUCAGUCGCCUGGUGUUUUUUGCAAAAAUAUUUCAUGAGGCUUUCUUAGACACAGGAAAAGUAGCCAGACACGUGAUGGCACACUGCAAACAAGUUGAAAAAUUGAUGUUUUCAAAUUUAAUCUGUAACAUAGUGUUGGACAUAUCUUCCGUAAAUGUAACACUUGAAAAAUUCAUCACUGCAAACUAAUUACAAAUGGAACAAAAAAUACCAGACCCUUCUUAAGGUUGCUGCUAGCAGCACAGUUUGUUUCAGUCGCAUAGAAGGCUUUCCUGAAACUUGGUGCACAAGAGCUAGGACACCCUGUGUAAAGUGUCUACUGUCACAAUCACAAAGGUCUAGCUUUCAUUCACAAAGAAGCGAAAGCAGCAUUGGCACUAGUAUUAGCAAAAUAUUUGGCCACCAUGGCUCAGCUACUUGUGUUUUUGUGGUAGUGGUGGUGGUGAUGUGACUUGCAGCAUGGAAUAAAACAUCAGUUGGGAGUGGAGUGGGAUACUUAAGCUGCCAUAACCAAGUUGAGAGCAGUUUUUUGUUUGUGUUUUGGAAAUCCUCAGUUUUUUGUGUUUACCUACUCAGAUGCCUUUUUUUAAUACUUGUUGCACUUUAUCUGUGUGUGCGGUGCUGAGAAUAGAUCUUGAGCAAACGGCUAGGUACUUGUUUGUGUUAAUUCCCAUAUGUUCUGUGUUGUGUGCUGUUAUGAGCCUAUGUUGUUUUUUUAUAACCCCUUAAUUUCUUUGUGUUUGUUUUCCCUUUAGAGUAACUUUCCUCUCCCCUCUCUCCUUUCCUUCUGUAUUACCGUUUCCAUGGCUGUAAGAGAGUGCAGGUGACCACAAAAAGGUGAGAGAGCUACAGUUCUUGCAGAUGUUUCCUGUGCUAAUGAAUACAAUAAACUGCUACUGGUUACACUCCAGAGUUGUUGCAGGGUCCCUUCAUUAUUGUGAUUUUUUUCUCUCAUUACCAUGUUAUUGAUGUACAGGUUAGUUUUUCCAGAAGGCCAUUUUCAAGUUCAUAUAAUCUCUCUUGUAGUUAUUCAGCAGUCAAACUGCUGUUCACCCUAUUAAAAUUAAGGAGCUCUGUUCAUUUGCAAAAUUUGCAAUUUGUUCCACUGAUUCAAACCAAAUACCGCAAAAGCUUUUUGAUGAUAAAUUUAUUAGAUAUCUUGACUGUCUUUUUACUUACCAUAUAUUUUGGUAGCCCACAGUCUUCUCAUGGGUAAUGUUACAUUGGUGAUGUGAUACCAAAAAAGAUGUAACCACAUUGAAAGUAAUGGGAUCUUUUGUGUUAGUAUGGAGACCACAUACUCUUGGGGCAGCUUGUUACACACACUGCACAAAGUGUAAGUUAGCUUGGUCACUCUUUAAAUUGAUCACUAACUCUACACAACAAAGUGAGCUCAGCUUAUUUUUCUUCAUAUAUUUUGAAAACUAUAUACACAAGGCCUUUUGGCAAUGAUCAAAGUGUGUUAUGAGCUGAUUUGUUGGAAUUGGUAUGCUUAUGUGGUUGUGGCAUUUCAGGCACUGUGAUGUGCUAAACCCCCUCCCAUGCCUAUCUGUGAAAAAAAAAGUACUGCAUAAUGAAAUUUGAUUUGGUGUCAGUGUCCUUAAUUUUGAAGUGCGAGUUUGGCGUGUCAAGCCUUGUAUAUGAGUGUCACUGCAGUGCAACUUUGCGCCACAUUUGGUGUUGUUUGUAUGCUGCCUAUCCUGGUAAUAACUUGUUGUGGUGAUGGCACAUAUUCAUAGUUGGCAUCUCUUAUAUCUCUGACAUUGCACUGUCCUGUUCCUCUCAACUCAAAUUUUGUGACCUGAAAUAAUGACUCCAGUGCUGUUGUGGUAAGCCGUACUUGUGGGAUGUUGUCUGAGUCAAGUGAAUUACAAUAACUGUUACUGUGAAACUAUAUUGGUUGUAGCCUUAUCUGCAGUCAAACAAUUUUGAAUUCAUUGAAGCUAUUUAUAGCCAGUUGCACCCUUUCUGUCUCAUGGACAAGUCUCACUCCUAUGCAGACUCUGCAUUGUCUCUUGGUCACCAUGGGCAAGUGCCAGCAUUUUCUUUGGUCAUUUUUAUUGCACAACUAAAUGACAUAAACCUACAUAACAAUAAAUAUUUCACACCAUUGACUUGGGGCAAAAUAGGCAGUGGGCAUGCAAUUAGGGGCUAUCUAGUCUGUGUUCCACUGUAUUAAAAGCACUUUGUAAAUACA